This is a messenger RNA of Psylliodes chrysocephalus, 954 nucleotides long. NCBI's taxonomy places the organism in Eukaryota, Metazoa, Arthropoda, Insecta, Coleoptera, Chrysomelidae. The record is from the annotation of a GenBank genome assembly.
AUGUCUAAUAUUAAAUCAAAGAAACAAGAACAACAAGUCGAGAGUUACCUGAAGAGGCUAAAAAUACCUUCAAAUUUUGAAAAUGAAACAAAAGAUUUAGUUAAAAAAAUGGUUCACCAUGAAGCUUUUGGAAAGCAGGAUUUCAAGUGGUCAUUAGAUAAUUUUGAACUUGCAUACAGAUUAGGAAGAGGAAAAUUUGGUCGAGUUUAUCUGGCAAGAGAAAAAGUUACAGGUUUUGUUGUAGCUAUUAAGACUCUAUUCAAAAAAGAAAUAGUCAAAGGACGAGUAGAACGACAAAUCUUAAGAGAAAUUGAGAUCCAAAGUCACUUAAAACACCCAAACGUUUUACAGUUGUUGGCUUAUUUCCACGAUUCACAUAGGAUUUAUUUGGUAUUAGAAUAUGCUGGAAGAGGUGAACUUUAUAAACAUUUGAAGGCAUCUGAAGGUGGCAGAUUUAAUGAACAUCUGUCAGCAAAGUAUAUAUAUCAGGUAGCAGAUGCCAUAAAUUAUUGUCAUCAGAAUGCAGUAAUACAUAGAGAUAUUAAGCCUGAAAAUCUUUUAUUAACUAUUACUGGAGACAUUAAACUUGCUGAUUUUGGUUGGUCCGUCCAUGCUCCUUCCUUCAGUAGAGUUACUUUGUGUGGUACUUUGGACUAUUUACCUCCAGAAAUGGUUACAGGCAAAGAGUAUAAGCAGUACGUUGAUCAUUGGUGUUUAGGUAUUCUGUGUUAUGAGUUUUUAACUGGAAACCCACCUUUUGAAAGUAAAGAACAGGAAGAAACUUACAAAAAAAUUACAAGUGGCAAUGUAUAUUUUCCUGAUUAUAUGUCUGCAGGAGCCAAGGAUCUGAUUUCUAAGCUUUUAGUUGCUAAAAGUGAGAAAAGACUGUCACUACCUGAAGUAAUGCGUCAUCAUUGGGUUGUUGAACAUAAAGACAAAAAGAUUUCUUCCUAA